AUGUCAACUGCGUCUGAAGGCAUAGAAAACAGGGCAAGCAGAACACAACCUAUUUCUCGAUGGAUUGGCAAAUUACCUGCUGACAUUCACUUGCUUAUUCUUAACCACCUCCCCAUCCCCGACAUCCCUGCCUAUGCUCGAGCAUCAAGGGCAACCGCUGGUCUAUCUCGCGAUGAGAAAGUAUGGGAACGAAGGUGGAAUGAUUUAGCUAUCACUCGGCACGCCCUGGAUGACACAUUAGACGACAUUGAAUCCAAGCAAAAGCCAAAGGCUAGCACAUAUUCGCCUCCUACGAUACCUGUAGAUGAUGAUUUUGGAGAUUUCACGUCUGCCCCGCGCACGCCAUCUGUGCCAUCUCUCUCUGCUGCAUUUACAUCAUUCGCGUUCACAGAUGCAUCUCCAGGAAAGCAGACAUUCCGCACCCGGUAUACACGCGCUCAUUCAAUUCUAAACAAAUGCCUAGCUCCUCUGCAGCAGCCUCCCCAUGCGGUCCUUUCCGCGCUUACACCUCUCAUAGGCACAUCUCUGUUGUCUCAGGCUCGUUCUCUCCGCUUACUCAGCUUCUUCCUCUCCCCCCGCGUCCAACCCGUAAGAAAUUGGGACAUUAUUCUCGCCGCUCUAAAGGCUGCUAUAGAUCGCUUUGACGUAUCACUUCUGACUGCUUUUGAUACUGCUGAUUCUCGUGGAGACGAAGUGAUGAUGAGACAGGCUGCUCAUGCCAGCUGGGAGGUGUGGCCUGGGUUUGGGGAUUGGGAAAUGGGCAAGGUAUGGGCUGAGAAGCGAGAGAUAUUGUAUGAGCAAGGUCGUUGGAAUCCGCUAGCUAAUUUCACAGAGGAAAAUACCCUUGACUUUACACCUAUGGAUGAAUUUAUGGCUAGCGUCAUAGGUGCGCUGGAGGAACAUGGCAAGAGGGCUGUGUUCGUCUUUCCGCCAGCUGCCGGAGUCCUCAUCGGGUUCGCAGAACGUGUUGCCAACGAAGUUGUUGGCGAAUACAUAGCCCCGCUGCUAACGCGUGCCAGAGAGAUAUCGAAUGCUCUCUAUCUCACCGCAGUGGCUGCCAGCUUCAGGGAAUCAUGGAGGAUUGUGGAUGUUCUUACUACCUUGUCUAGUAAUUUCAGCGACAAAGGUAAAGACAAGGCAGAAGAUGUCGUAUUCAUGAUGUUUGAACCAAACAUGGACGAAUACCUUGACGAGGAAAUAGAAUCAUUAAAACAGGCAUUCGAGGUAAUAUGCAAAGAGUGGGCCCGAUCGACAUUAGCGCUUGCAUCACACGGUUCACCCACGCAAGCACAACAGACCCGCUUCCUUACUGCGCAGAACCCGGCUCUCAUGAAGCGUACCGUUCUAGCGUCAUUCACUGACGUACUCCUAUUGCCCGUGACCAUAGUCCCACGUACCGUCGGUGCCGGAGUGGUAGCUGUAGGGGGAGCUGUAGGGGGAGCUGUUGGCGCGGUCGGCACAGGUAUGGUCCAAGGCAUUGCGAUGCUUAAUCCACAGCGGUGGGUCGGUGGCACGGGAUCAGUGAACAACGCAAAAGAAUAUACCAGCUUCGGCCUCGGUGACGCCGAAGGAGAAGCCGCUAUCUUUGAGAUUGGUGCUGAUGAAGAGGGAGGAAAUCUUGAUCUCCUCUUAUCCCUUGAUGUUGCUCUCCAAUUGAUUCACGCCGACCGUGAUGCACUCAAACGCUUGGAAACCUUUGCGUCGUACCCCGGUCAUUAUGGAAUAAGGGUGAGAGAAACGAUCGAAGAAGCAUUCUGCGAGAUGCUAGGAGUAUUGUGUAACAGGCAUCUAGAGAAAGGUUUUGGAAUAGCAACAGAGCGGAUGAAUUCAUACAAACCAUCAGAACACGAAGAAACUGCCAGUGUGGCGCCGCUGCUGCAAUUUUUCGAGCUCGUCCACAUAGGGGAUACGAUUCAAAGCAUGGUACAAGUAUUCUUUGACAAAGAACUGGCUCCAUACAUCGACAAAACGGACUUCCUGAAUGUGGUCGUGAGAGAGAAGAAACGCUUUGAAAAUACACUCGAUGACUGUGUUGCUGCAGGGCUUAAUGCUGGAACACAGGUGCUAAUGAAUCAGGUUGAGCACGUCAUCCUGACAUUGACAAAACCACGGGAAUAUUAUCCACCAGAAGAUGCUCCACUAGAAUUGGGUCCCACUCGGGGCUGUACGGAAGCUAUCCGAUGCCUAGAUAUGCAUUGUAAGCUUCUCAAGGGCAGCACGAGCAAGGAGGUACUUGAAGUGUUCUACCAAGAGGUUGGAAUCCGGUUAUUGGGUAUACUGCAGAAGCAUAUCAAGCGCCAGAUCAUCUCUCUGAAUGGCGGUUUCCAAGUCAUUGCCGACCUCAAUGCUUAUUACUCCUUUAUAGCCUCUCUCAAGGCCGGUCCAUCUCCGCUGAUUUCAAUCGUACCUAAUAUCACUGCAGAUUUCUCGCAUUUGAAGAUGUUGGGACAUGUCUUUGUCGUGGAAGACGCAAAAGAUCUGGCACAGAUCGUGAGAGAUGUGACAAGAUAUGGUGGAGCAUAUCGACCCGAGGAUAUUUAUGAAUUUAUUCAACGACGCGCUGAUUGGAAAAAGAUUGAGAAGACGGUAGACAAGACGAUGUAUAGUUUGAGCUUCAAGGAAGAUUGUAUUGUUUGCUGA
Molecule: messenger RNA, 2640 nt
Organism: Suillus subalutaceus
Lineage: Eukaryota; Fungi; Basidiomycota; Agaricomycetes; Boletales; Suillaceae
Product: exocyst complex component Sec10-like protein
Exons: 13
Coding region: 1-2640 (879 amino acids)
Biological process (GO): exocytosis; Golgi to plasma membrane transport
Cellular component (GO): exocyst; cytoplasm
Molecular function (GO): protein binding
Source: RefSeq, a predicted model, not a curated record